CUUUGUGAUGUCGACGGAAAGGACCCGCAGCCAGACAUGGAACUGCUCGACAUGUUGUCCCAUUUGCGAUAGCGCAACCCAAUUCCAGUACCACCACACAUCCGACACUAUCCCAGAUGCCACGAUGUCGGGAAAAGACAAGACAAAGACUUUUACCCAUUUGUUAAAUCCCGCCGUCCGACUGGACGAUGGAGAAUGGAAUUUCCGUGUGCCCGGUCUUCCAGGGCCGCAGGAGCUCAAUCGCCGAGAGCUGGUCAAGAAAAUCGCCCUCCGCACUAACAUGAAGAAAUGGAGACAUGAAAUACUCCUUGUAUUAGAGCACAUCGAGCGGAAUCGGGCCAUCGGCGGAGAUCCACUCGACCGCUUUCUCAUAAUCUCGUUCGAAGACUUCCGCCCCCUCAAGCAACCAGAUGGCAGCUCAGCCCAGAGCGCCACAAACGCCCUCCAGCCAGCGACCUGGAGAGACUGCACCGACUACGCUGUCCGACUCCUCAGGACCGGGAUCUCGCUCGGGGGAGUCAGAUACCACUUCUACGGCCACAGCAACAGCCAGCUUAAGUCGCGCACAUGCUUCCUCUAUGCCGCCUCGAAGGAAGAAAUCUCGCGGAAGGUGGAGGCUCUCGGUGACUUCGCCAAGAUGAAGACGGUCGGCAAGAAGGCGAAACGCAUCGGCUUGCUCUUCUCGGUUGCUCGGACGGCCACCACCGUGUCUCCUAGUAGGUGCGAGGAUAUCCCGGACAUCGAGACGUCCGACUAUGUCUUCACCGACGGCUGUGGCUUGAUCGCGCCUGUGCUUGCCAGAGAACUGGCGCGGAAGGUUCGCAUCGUCUUUCGAGACAGACGGUACACGCCUUCUGUGUUUCAGAUCAGAUACCGUGGAUACAAGGGAGUGGUGACUGUGGAUCUGCGGAUGGGGGGCGGCAAUACUCUUCUGAAGAUGAGGAAGUCGAUGAAGAAGUUCAGUGGCGUCGAGGACCACUCCUUUGCUGUCGUGGAGUACUCUAAGCCCUACACCUACGGAUUUCUCAAUGAUGAAGGAAUCGUCCUCCUCGAAGCCCUCGGCAUACCCCGUUCAACUCUAUUGCGAAAGCAGAACGAGCACUUCCAACUUCUCACCAAUGCCAAGACCGACUUUCGAGACGCCUUUCGCUUCCUCUCGUACAUCAACAGGCCCGACCUCGCCGAGAAGGUGCUCAUGGACGGCGUCGAGUCUGUGCGGCCUCAGAUCAACAGGUUGAUCAAUGCUGAGCAUGGCAAGAUGCUGAACAAGCGGGAAGAGCAGAAGUGCCGCAUAUUUGUCCCGCAGUCACGGCUGCUCUUUGGGGUUUGUGACGCCUGGAAUGUCCUGAAAGAGGGGGAGUGUGCUGUGAAGGUCACCAUGGAAGGCGACGGGCAGCCGUAUGCCCUCAAAGGUACCGAAGUCUCCGUGAUCCGCAAUCCCUGCCUUCACCCAGGAGACUGGCAGAAGUUCAGGGUUGUUGAGAAACCCGAGCUGGCGCACCUGGUAGACUGUGUGGUUUUCUCAACCCAGGGGAGGAGGCCUGCUGCAGAUAUGAUGUCAGGCGGUGAUCUCGAUGGCGAUCAGUUUUUCGUGUGUUGGGACAAAGAUUUGAUACCUUCGACGCUCUCUCAACCAGCCCUCUAUCCCGGAGCCCGAGAACCUCUUCGAUUCAAGCCCAUCACAGACGACGAUCGUCUUGUGUACUUUGCCAAAUAUUCGAACGCCUCCCUCGGCCAGGUCAAGAAUCUCUAUCUAGACUGGGCUCGCGCAUCCGGACCGAUGAGCCCACAAUGCCAGGAGCUGAAUCGACUGUUUUCGCAAUGUGUAGAUGGCAACCGUAUCAGGGUCCCCGAAAAGCUCAAAGACACGCCGAAAGUGGCUCCUGACGCCCCCGCCUUCGUCCUUGACGAACUCCACGAUAGAGCUAAGGAGUCAAUACAGAGCAGCGACACGAGUCAGAAGGACUGGGACGGAUACGAGUUCGAUGCCGUGGACCUCCUCUUGGCUCGUGACGAUAUCGCAAUGACAGAGUUUGAGUUCAUUCACCUGGCCCAUCGGUGGUGUCGGAGAAACAGCGUUUCCUUCGAAGGAAUGCUUCACCUCUUCGACUUCAACGUGCUGACGGCCGAGGAGAAGGGCUGGGUGCUUGGACAGCUCCCUGUGUCUGCCGAGACGCCGAGCUUGGUUUUGAACGCUCUCUGCUCAUCUAACCUCCUCGACAAGAGCGAACUGAGGCAGUUCCAGCUAGAUCAUACAGGGAUACGGUGGAAGUGCGUCUACGACUCAUCGCGAGAUCGACUUGCCACCUUUUUAGAUGCGGCAGCUAGGAACCUGGAGAUAUUCCACCGCAAGCUCAUUGUGUUUCGGCCGGAUGAGCGGUUGACAUUGGCGUUAUAUGUGCCGCAGAAGAUUGAGCGCGCCCGAGACUGUCUUGUCGAUGACUCGGCGCGGCUAUUUGCCUUCCCUCACUCUCAGGGAAGCGAACGUCAGAGCCGUCUAUCACUGCCAACAAAAAUGACAUAUCGCUUGUAUUGCGACGAGAAUGUCUUCCAGCUUUUCGAGAACCAGCGGGCAAACUCGUGGGUCUUCCUUGCGCGCCCCGGGUCCAACGACAGCGAAUACCGCAAUACAGUCGACGCCGGGGACCGCAGAAGGCAGCGACAGUCCACCAUUGACAGCGGUGUCAACUUCGACGUACGGGCUAGUAUUGCGCUCGACAAAUUCAGCAGAGGCCUCCAGAGACAUAUUGGUAGGGUGAAUAGAAAUGAAGUUACUGCCGCGGAAAUCUAUGUCAUCAGCAACAGAGACGUCAAGUCAAUGCAAAACCUUGAUCUUUGGCUCGAAUAUGUCGAAACAGGACAGAGACUUCCUCUGUUCCAGCAAGAAGCGAAGGAGUACUCCAUCGCCAAGGCGAAGGAUAUAAUAUCAUCGUCCAGUCCUCAAUAUAUCGUCCAAGUCGUGGAACACCAAAACAUCUCGGUUCUUGGGGACUUGGAAGUCAGCGAGUACCUCACGGUAUUUUCCUCGCUUCUGGAAGCAGACAAUAAAGCAUUCUUGCUAAAAUGCUUCGACCACUUGCUGGGGAAUAUGCAACUCGUUCGAGUAGAUCCUAGCUUGCUACUCCAGGCCAUGAUCGAUUUCUUGGGCAAGGCCCCCUUUCUGGCUAUGAGUUUUGGCCGCUGCUCGCAGUUGGACACAUUUUCUGAAGACUUGGCCGAGCUGGUAGAGGUGGCUGCUCGGCCCAUUCUACGUGCAUUUGUCCUUUCGGCAAACGAGGCCGAGGACUUCGUCGUGGCUCCGUUCAGGUCAAUGCUGGCAAAGGUUCCAAGCGGGACGCUGUCGCUGCAAGAUAUUGCAGAGCUCGUCGAGCUCGUAUCUCUGACAGUACGCUCGCCAGAAGUGGCUCUGGACCUCCUGUUGGGAUCUCUCGAGCCCGAAAGCUCCCGUGUUCUGUCGGGCCAGCCAGAGGUCAUCAGCCACUGCGUCAAGAACUUGAUCGCAAUUGCUCUGGACCAUAUCGGAGAAGCUACAGAGCAAGCUAAGAAGAGGAAAGAUCUUUUUGAGCUGAGGCUGCUACCAGACGACGACGAUGGAUGUCCAGUUGUUGAAGUGUCUUUUCGAAUCGAUGCGCCCGGUGGAACCCCAGAAAAUUCGGCCCAUGUCCGUCUGACUGCAGCUACCUUGCCAACGAACGUCUUGGUUGGGAAGAAGUAUUCCCUUGACGCGCUGGUUACGCAUUCACAGCAAGGCCUCGCAAGAUUCCGGUGUCUCCACCCGCUGCCGGCAUUCUUCAACAAGUGCUCGUGGAAUAUGGAAACUUGCGGUCCCUUCGUGACGACCAAGACGACGUUUGAUGCCGUGCGCACGCUUGCUACGCAACUUGAGCACUGCUGUCAGGUUGCGGGACCGAUACUUGGAUUGCCACUGCUUGGACUCCAAGCGGACCUGGGCUCUAGGCUUGAAUGGCAACCGGUCAAGAAGCUGAAUGCCAGCCAGAACGCGGCUGUCGAAGCAGCUCUUCGGAAUCCUUUGAUUUGUCUCUGGGGCCCUCCUGGGACCGGAAAGACCGAAACCAUCGUGGAGAUGAUCUGCGCUCUUCAAGAGACUUACGAGGAUGCAAGAAUACUAGUGUCGGCUCCCACUCACAAUGCUGUCGACAACGCGAUGCGACGAUACACGGGUCGUCUUCAGAAACAGCCGCUUCGGGGAAGACAGAAACCAUCUCCUCUGCGAGUGUCUACAGAUGUUCGCAAAGUGGCGGAAGAUCUUCGCAGUUACACGUGCGAUGCGAUGGCCGGGCAGGAGGUCUACUCGGACUACAGAGCUAUGAACCAGGCAAAGAAGAAGAUCACGGAAUGCGGCAUCAUAUUCACAACAUGCAUCGGCGCGGGGCUCGGCCUUCUCCGCUCCGAGGAAUUCGAGAUCGUCAUCGUCGACGAGGCCUCCCAGCAGUCGGAACCCGCGUCCCUGGUUCCAUUGGUCAAAGGAUGUGCAAGGGCAAUUUUGGUCGGUGACCACGUCCAGCUCCGGCCCACCGUCCAACAGCAUGCUCUUCUCGUUGACUUUGACGUUUCGCUCUUCGAGAGGCUGUACACCAAUAGACCGGCAAAUUCGCCUGGGUCCGACGACGAUCCCGGCUCCGACUCCACGGGAAUCCGUAGGCUCAUGCUGGAUACACAGUAUCGAAUGCACCCGCAGAUCUGCAAUUUCAGCUCCAAAGAGUUCUACGAGGGCAGACUGAAAACCGGAAUCACGCCAGAUUCCCGGCCCCUCUUUGCUUCCGCGUUUCCCUGGCCCCUGGCAGUGCCGCUCGAGAAGGACAGCUCAACCCUGGUCGGACACCGGCAAAGGACCAUAUUCAUUGAAUGUGCCGCAAAAGAGAAGCCGGGACAGAAAUCCAAGGAGAACGAAGGACAGGCAGCUCUAUGUGCUCACGUCUGCAAGCUCCUGACCUCGCCGGCGCAAACAGGGAGCGCAUCUGGACUUCAGCAACCCCCGUCAGUUGAGAUGCAGCGCAUUGCGGUUCUCACACCUUACACACGUGAGGCUGAUCUAUUGAGACGACUUGUGUCGGGCCUAUCUGAUAAGGCCGAAGUCUCCAGUAUUGACGGGUUUCAGGGGCGCGAGGCUGACAUUGUGGUGUUUGUGACGGUACGGUGCAACGAGCAUCGAGAAAUUGGCUUCUUGAAGGAUCUACGGAGGAUGAACGUCGCCCUGACCCGUGCAAAGGCUGGGUUGAUUAUCAUUGGUAACCGGGCGACCUUGACAGAGGGGACAUCUGACCCUGAGAGUGCAGCGAUGUGGAAGAGGCUUCUGGAUAGUCUGACAUCGGUGACGAUUGAGGUACCGGAACUAUAG
Molecule: messenger RNA, 5359 nt
Organism: Phialemonium atrogriseum
Lineage: Eukaryota; Fungi; Ascomycota; Sordariomycetes; Cephalothecales; Cephalothecaceae
Product: RNA dependent RNA polymerase-domain-containing protein
Exons: 6
Coding region: 8-5359 (1783 amino acids)
Biological process (GO): siRNA processing
Cellular component (GO): nuclear RNA-directed RNA polymerase complex
Molecular function (GO): RNA-directed RNA polymerase activity; helicase activity
Source: RefSeq, a predicted model, not a curated record